This is a messenger RNA of Gastrolobium bilobum, 1585 nucleotides long. RefSeq names its product spermidine coumaroyl-CoA acyltransferase-like. NCBI's taxonomy places the organism in Eukaryota, Viridiplantae, Streptophyta, Magnoliopsida, Fabales, Fabaceae. The record is from RefSeq and is a predicted model, not a curated record. Bases 210 to 1562 code for a protein of 450 amino acids. The transcript has a single exon.
GGGAUGCCUUCUGACAUGCCAUGGAAAAACGUGGACAGACAUGUGGGAACGAAGAUUUGAAUAUCUAUAACAGCUCAUCUUACAUAGAAAUAAUACGAUUUAUACUAUUUUUUAGUCGAGAUCGUUCUUGCAUAUAAAUAAAGGUCUGAGUUGAUGCUCUCUCUUGUAUAUUAAAAUCGUCCUUGCCCCAUUUCUCUCCACCGUUAUCCAUGGCAUUUGAGAAGGUAUUCCUCAAAUUUGACAUGAAAGAAGUUGUACUAGUCAAACCAUCAAAACCCACACCUUCUUCUAUUCUUUCUAUGUCAACAUUUGACAAUGAACCCGCCCAUUAUAGUCUUUGUCAAACGGUUCAUGUAUAUAGAUCAGCAAAUCAUGAUACCCCUCAUGGCCAAGUUCUAGACCCUGUUCAUGUGAUCAAAGAAGCACUCGCCAAGGUUUUGCUUUAUUAUUAUCCUCUUGCAGGUAGGCUAGUGAAACACGUUGAUGGAAAACUUAGAGUCAACUGCAAUGCAGACGGUGUUCCAUUCUUGGAGGCAAUUGCUAACUGCGACCUUACUUCUCUUCAUUACUUGGAUGGCACUGACACAAAAACUGCGAAAAACUUGGUGCUUGAUCUUCCUCAUUCUCAAGACGAAAAUGGCUACCAACAUCCCUUAGUGCUCCAGGUAACUAAAUUUCUAUGUGGGGGUUUCACAAUUGGAAUGGGGGCGUCACACGCUAUUUGUGAUGGCUAUGGAGCAUCUCAAUUCUUCAGAGCCUUAGCUGAACUUGCAAGUGGAAAAAGUGAGCCCUCUGUGAAACCUGUGUGGGAUAGAGAGAGACUAGUUGGAACAAUAACAAAGCAACCAUUGCAAAGCCCCAUGGAUGAGGCUUGUGCUGCAGUUUCGCCGUUUCUGCCAACAACAGUUCUUAUGCAUGAAUGCUCUAAAGUGGACAGUGAGAGCAUAAGAAGACUCAAGAUGAGUAUGAAGAACGAAAGCUUCACAACUUUUGAAUCACUUGCUGCCUAUGUGUGGAGGUCAAGAGCCAGAGCCUUAAAACUGAGCUAUGAUGGGAAAACUAUGUUAAACAUCAUAGUGGGAGUGAGACAGCACUUGCUGGAUUCUCCUUUGCCUUAUGGCUAUUAUGGGAAUGCUAUCGUGGAUGCAAAUGUUGUGCUAACAGUGAGGGAACUCAACGAACGACCACUAUCAGAGAUUGUGAAGCUCAUCAAGGAGACCAAAAAUGCUGCUUUUACCACUGAUUAUAUCAGAAACACAAUCAACACUUUGGAGACGAAACAAGUGGAUCAUAACAUGGAAGGUAUCGGUGCACUCAUGACUUUGACUGAGUGGAAGCAUUUGGGUUUCUUGGAAAAGGUAGAUUUUGGAUGGAAGGAACCUAUAAAUAUAAUACCCGCCCCAUGCAACAUGUUUGAGUCCGUGGAUUUGUGCAUUUUCGCAUCUCCUAAUAACUUUGAUCCAUCAAUGAAAGGAGGAGUUAGGAUUUUCUCAUCCCUCCCUAUUGCUGCCAUGCCAAAGUUCAGAGAGGAGAUGGAAGCUCUCAGGUUAAUUAAACCCUAGCUAGGAAGGUAAAUCAAAGAGGA